ACUGUCCAUAUUUUCUUCCUUCCCUUCUUAAGAGUAUUUGUUUUGUCUAAAUUAUUUCUACCAUUCCAUCUUCCUCUCUUCUCUUCUGAUCUUAUUAUAGGAUCAUUUUCCUCUCCACCAUUGUUGUUAAUUACUCAUUUGGAGCAAAUUAAGUCUUGUUUGUUCAUUAAUUAACAAUGACAAUGGCUGAUUUGAAAAACAUUAGCAGUAAUGAUAAAUCAUCUCAAUUUGGAGAUACAACUCUUACCAAAGUUUUUGUGGGUGGAUUAGCUUGGGAAGCUCCUAAAGAAGCCUUGUUUGAUCAUUUUCAAAAGUUUGGUGAGAUCUUAGAAGCUGUUAUCAUCUCUGAUAAGAUCACUGGUAGAUCCAAGGGCUAUGGCUUUGUGACAUUUAAGGAGGCGGAAGCAGCAAAGAAGGCAUGUGAGGAUGCAACACCAACCAUCAAUGGUCGGCGAGCUAACUGCAACCUAGCUGCAUUAGGAGCUCGCCACCCACCGCGAUCAUCAUCUACCACUACUCCUCAACGGCCAGCAUCAAACGGCAGAAACAAUGCAGUAAGCCCAACAACAGGUGGUCCUGGUCAUGGUCAUGGCGUGCAAUGGUACUAUUCUGGUCCUGUCCCAGGCCGAGCUGCUUCUCCUACUACUACUACACCGUUUCAUGCUCAUCAUCACCAUCAACCCCUUCCUUUCUACGGGUAUUCUCCUUCAUACAUUGCUGCUGAUGUUGCCUACAAUCACAAGCUAAGCUACAAUGGUGGGGCCUACAUAAACGCAGGGCAUUACGCGGCGCAGAUGUACCCAGGGCAGGCUGGUAUGAUAGGAGGGGCAAACACAUUGAUGUCUGUUUAUCCAUAUUACCACCCUUACUUACCCCACCAAGUCCAACAAUCACAUCAUCAGGCCGCUAUGGGCUUACCGGCCCAUAUCUUCCCAACUACUUCAGGCCCAAUCACUGCUCCUCCUCCCAUCAUCUCUAAGCCCACUAUUCCUGUUUGCAUUGCUCCUCCUUCAGUGUGUUUGACUGUGGAGUAGGUUCGGUUGGAAAAGGGAAGAGCAUGCAGAAAAGCAAUUGAUCAGAGAAAAAGAAAAAAAUAAAUAAACUACUUGCAUUGUGCUUACAAGCUAAGGAAACCUAGGUGGUGUCUGCUGCUUACAACCACAUUACUAUCAACUCUUCUAAGACUCACUCUUAGCUAAUUUGCUAUUUUAACUCCAAAAAAUUGCAUCUUAUAAUUUUUGUAAUUCAAUUUGUUUAAUUUUAUUAUUAAUAUUAUAUUAUUAUUAUUAGGCAUGGAUAAUCAAUUUAAUUAAUUAAUAUAU
Messenger RNA from Amaranthus tricolor (Joseph's coat), 1322 nucleotides. Its product is annotated as probable RNA-binding protein ARP1. The transcript has 5 exons. The record is from RefSeq and is a predicted model, not a curated record. Gene Ontology annotation, molecular function: RNA binding. NCBI's taxonomy places the organism in Eukaryota, Viridiplantae, Streptophyta, Magnoliopsida, Caryophyllales, Amaranthaceae. Bases 177 to 1034 code for a protein of 285 amino acids.